Molecule: messenger RNA, 2790 nt
Organism: Aspergillus saccharolyticus JOP 1030-1
Lineage: Eukaryota; Fungi; Ascomycota; Eurotiomycetes; Eurotiales; Aspergillaceae
Exons: 3
Coding region: 1-2790 (929 amino acids)
Biological process (GO): osmosensory signaling via phosphorelay pathway
Cellular component (GO): Mcs4 RR-MAPKKK complex
Molecular function (GO): phosphorelay response regulator activity; protein kinase activator activity
Source: RefSeq, a predicted model, not a curated record
AUGCCUGACCGUCCGUGGUUUCGACUGAAGGCGAAGCUCUGGCGGCGAUCUUCGACAUCCUCCGUUCCGGCCGCCGCCGCCGCCACCACCACCACCACCACAGUCACCACCCCCAAUACCACCACGGUCAGCUCCGAUGGUUCUGCUGGGUCCAGCGACUGUAACUUCAGUUCCAGCUUCUCUCACCACGACCACGACCACGAUCACGGUCACCCUUCCGCUCCUCAACCCUCCCACCACCACGGUAGCCCUCCGACUCCAUCGUCCCUGCCUAACGAAUCUGCUCUGCGAGACUUGACUACCGACAACGACAACGGACAGCUGCAGGACCCAUCGGCUAACGUUUCUCCGUCCGCCGAUCACCAAGCAGCCCGCCGCGCACACUUCCGCCAGACUUUGUCUCGACCCUCUCCCGACGACGGACGCCCUCCCAGCCACCCGGUUGCUUCGGAGCACGGUGAUUCCAUAGCUUCUGCUGCUGUUGUGGGCGACAUCUCCCGACCGCCGGCCCCGACUUCCAGCCGAGAACAGCUUGAAGGUCCUCUCGACGACGUCCCACCCGCAAAGUCCCGACCAGAGGAUACCGUCGAAGAGCAGCGUGAAGAGACUCGACCGUCGGCCAUCCAGCAAUCAGGUGCUGCAUCCUCCAGUGCAGCUCGAGGCUCAUUGCAACGCAAGCCCGUGGCCCGCACCUCUUCUAACAAACGUCCCACCUCCAGUUUGUGUUCGGAGCACGGUCACCCCCCACUUGUAUCGAGCCUCGCCUCUGAUCGCCUACCCUCGCCGACCCCAACCCCUCCCCCGCCGACUACCGGUCGCGCCAACCCGCCGUCUCUCCAGCUUGCUUUCAAUAGUCACGGCCUUGAGCGCCUGGGGUCUCCAGCCGUUGACCCCCAAUCAACCGUCUUAGAUGCAGUUGCGGAAAACCCGUCCGGGGAAUCCACAACUUACCAGGUAGUGACCUCAACGACACCUGCACCGUUUCCAAAGCGCCCGAGUCUUGGUUCACGCCGUCAGUCGCUGCUUGCGCCGUCUCACCAUUAUUUGAUCAACAGCCUGCUAGACUCUGGCACGACGGGAGAACCUGACGGACUCGAAAACGGUCGCUUCAAUACGUACGGCACAGGCAUGGUUCGCAAAAUCUGGGUUAAGCGGCCAGGUGGGUCGGCCACUCUGGUUCCCAUUACAGAUGACUUCGUGGUGGACGAGCUGCGAGACCAAGUGAUCAACAAGUAUGCCAACUCCCUGGGCAAGACUUUUGAUGCGCCCGACAUCGUUGUCCGGAUCUCGCCACGGGAAGGCUCCAAUCGACAGACACCCGAUCGAGUCUUGAGCCCGGAGGAAUCACUCAUGAAUGUCGUGGACACAUACUAUCCUGGAGGACAAGUCAUUGAAGAAGCUCUCAUCAUCGACAUUCCCCAGCGACGCACGCCUAAACCGUCCCCGCGCCCUCAAGUCUACUAUAAUCAGUCCGAACCGGGCGAGCACGGCGACUACUUUCCUUUGAUGCCAGCAAAUCCCACUGUCCCGACACCGCCUUCACACCCAAACAACUCCUCUACCAGCGUCAACGCCCAUCCGGCUCCGUCAAUAUCAAUCCUCACCACAGGUAUGGCGCCUCCGCUGCCUUCUCCAGGAAGUCGCGGGAAUCGACACCCGCGUCGGCCACCACUCACUCGCCAUACCACAAACUCCCCUACGAUGCUAGGUCAGGUGUCCGCUCCGAAAGAUCCCAAUGGAGUUCCAGGGCCCUUGUCUAAUCAGCCGGUGCCUUCCAUCCCUACUCCGCCUGGCCCUCCCCCGGAGUCGCCGCAGGCCAAGUCGCUCACACCGCCUGCACGCGGAGCUUCUCCGCGACCCCGCCCGUCUGCGCCGACCGCAAAGCCGAAGAAACCGAGUGCGACACAGUCAUUGAGUGGUGCUUUUGGUGGUCUCAUCGAAGGCACUGUACCGCCGAUCAACGUCUUGAUUGUUGAGGACAAUAACAUCAAUCAAAGGCUUUUGGAAGCGUUCAUGAAGCGUCUGAGUGUGCGGUGGAAAUGCGCUGCAAACGGUGCAGAGGCCGUAAAGAAAUGGCGACAGGGUGGCUUCCAUUUAGUCCUGAUGGACAUUCAGUUGCCUGUCAUGAAUGGACUGGACGCGACAAAGGAGAUCCGGCGACUCGAACGGUUGAAUGGCAUUGGUGUCUUUCCAAAGACCGCCGAUGGACGUGCUAGCGCGGCCACGGCAUCUCUGGCCUCACCGCCAGCCAUUGCGGGCAACAGCGAUCCUUUGAAUGAAGAGGACACGCUGCACGAUCUCUCCCUGUUUAAGAGCCCGGUCAUCAUUGUGGCAUUGACGGCGAGCAGUUUGCAAAGCGAUCGUCAUGAAGCCCUGGCGGCUGGCUGCAAUGACUUCUUGACCAAGCCCGUGCGUUUCGAAUGGUUGCAGCAGAAAGUCACGGAAUGGGGCUGCAUGCAAGCUCUGAUUGACUUCGAGGGUUGGCGCAAGUGGCGUGGUUACGCCAACGACAACUAUUAUUUCCCUACAGCGGAAGGCCAUACAAGUCCAAUGCAAACCGGUCCCGAGACAGCGUCGAAAAAAGCGUCUCCCGCCAUCACGCCAUCGCCGUCUUCGGCACUUGGUCAAAAUGGCAAGAAGGAGCGCAAAGCUCUACACCUUCCCAAACCUAUUGAUGUCACGCCUGAGGAUUCCUCUGGCAGUGGGAGUGGAGAGGGAUUGGAUUCACCAAGCAGUCCCUUGACGUCCGUUCCAGUUCCGGGAACUCCGGCUGAUCCUGAUGCACUUUAA